Messenger RNA from Tupaia belangeri chinensis (Chinese tree shrew), 5740 nucleotides. It is a transcript of the gene YTHDC2, whose product is annotated as YTH N6-methyladenosine RNA binding protein C2. The transcript has 30 exons. The record is from RefSeq and is a predicted model, not a curated record. The coding region runs from base 132 to 4235 and encodes 1367 amino acids. NCBI's taxonomy places the organism in Eukaryota, Metazoa, Chordata, Mammalia, Scandentia, Tupaiidae. Gene Ontology annotation, molecular function: helicase activity; RNA binding; ATP binding. Gene Ontology annotation, cellular component: intracellular anatomical structure.
GGGGCGGCCGGGGAGGGGGCCCAGGCGGCGGCGGCCGGGCCAAGGGGCUGAAGGACAUCCGCAUCGACGAGGAGGUGAAGAUCGCGGUCAACAUCGCCCUGGAGCGCUUCCGCUAUGGGGACCAGCGAGAAAUGGAAUUCCCUUCUUCUUUGACCAGUACUGAAAGAGCUUUUAUUCAUCGACUCAGUCAGUCUCUCGGCUUGGUCUCUAAAAGUAAAGGAAAGGGAGCAAAUAGAUACCUGACUGUGAGGAAGAAGGAUGGAUCAGAAACAGCUCAUGCAAUGAUGACCUGUAAUUUGACCCAUAAUACAAAGCAUGCUGUGAGGAGCCUAAUUCAGAGGUUUCCUGUCACCAAUAAAGAGCGCACCGAGCUCCUGCCUAAAACAGAAAGAGGAAACGUGUUUGCAGUUGAAGCUGAAAACCGAGAAAUGAGCAAGACAAGUGGGCGACUCAACAACGGCAUACCUCAGACUCCAGUGAGAAGAGGAGAGUCUGAAUUUGAUUCUUUCAGGCAGUCUUUGCCAGUGUUUGAGAAACAGGAAGAAAUUGUUAAAAUAAUUAAGGAAAAUAAAGUAGUCUUGAUAGUAGGAGAAACCGGAUCUGGAAAGACCACACAGAUUCCGCAGUUCCUCUUGGAUGACUGCUUUAAAAAUGGAAUCCCCUGCCGUAUAUUUUGUACUCAGCCAAGAAGGUUAGCAGCGAUUGCUGUGGCUGAACGAGUUGCUGCAGAGAGAAGGGAGAGGAUCGGACAAACAAUUGGUUAUCAGAUCCGACUAGAAAGCAGGGUUUCUCCAAAGACACUUCUGACAUUUUGCACUAAUGGAGUAUUGCUUCGCACGUUGAUGGCAGGAGAUAGUACAUUAUCAACUGUGACCCAUGUUAUUGUGGAUGAAGUGCAUGAAAGGGAUCGAUUUAGCGAUUUUUUACUUACAAAGUUAAGAGAUUUGUUGCAAAAACACCCAACUUUGAAACUGAUCCUUUCUAGUGCUGCCUUGGAUGUUAAUCUCUUUAUAAGAUACUUUGGAAGUUGUCCAGUUAUAUAUAUACAGGGAAGACCAUUUGAAGUAAAAGAAAUGUUUCUGGAAGAUAUUUUAAGAACGACUGGAUAUACGAACAAGGAAAUGUUGAAGUACAAAAAGGAAAAGCAGCGAGAGGAGAAACAACAAACCACACUUACAGAGUGGUACUCAGCUCAGGAGAAUACAUUCAAGCCUGAAUCUCAGAGGCAGAGAAGUGUUCCCAGUGUGACUGAAGAGUAUGAUUUACUGGAUGAUGGUGGUGAUGCUGUCUUCAGCCAGUUGACAGAAAAAGAUGUGAAUUGCCUUGAACCAUGGCUAAUAAAAGAAAUGGAUGCUUGUCUCUCUGACAUUUGGCUGCAUAGAGAUGUUGACGCCUUUGCUCAAGUCUUUCACCUUAUUUUAACUGAAAAUGUUAGUGUGGAUUACAGGCACAGUGAGACCAGUGCCACAGCUCUGAUGGUUGCUGCAGGUCGGGGUUUUGCAAGUCAGGUGGAGCAGUUGAUUAGCAUGGGAGCCAACGUCCAUAGGAAAGCGUCCAACGGCUGGAUGGCUUUAGAUUGGGCUAAACAUUUUGGGCAGACCGAAAUUGUGGAUCUUCUAGAAUCUUACAGUGCUUCAUUGGAAUUUGGAAAUCUUGAUGAAAGUUCUCUGGUCCAGACAAAUGGGAGUGACCUCAGUGCAGAAGACAGAGAGCUCCUGAAAGCUUAUCAUCAUAGUUUCGAUGAUGAAAAAGUAGACUUGGACUUGAUCAUGCAUCUUCUAUAUAAUGUCUGCCAUAGUUGUGAUGCCGGUGCAGUAUUAAUUUUCUUACCUGGAUAUGAUGAGAUUGUUGGACUGAGGGACCGCAUCCUGUUUGAUGAUAAGCGUUUUGCUGACAAUGCACAAAGAUAUCAAGUCUUCAUGCUUCAUUCAAAUAUGCAAACGUCUGAUCAAAAGAAGGUCUUAAAAAACCCUCCCGCAGGUGUUCGAAAAAUAAUCCUCUCUACCAACAUUGCUGAGACCAGCAUCACAGUCAAUGACGUCGUCUUUGUCAUUGAUUCUGGUAAGGUGAAAGAGAAAUCCUUUGAUGCACUGAAUUUUGUUACAAUGUUAAAAAUGGUGUGGAUUUCCAAAGCUAGUGCCAUACAGCGAAAAGGCAGGGCGGGCCGAUGUCGGCCUGGAAUUUGUUUCCGUCUCUUCAGUAGACUCCGAUUCCAAAACAUGUUGGAAUUUCAGACUCCAGAACUUUUGAGGAUGCCAUUACAGGAACUUUGUUUACACACCAAGUUGUUAGCACCAGUUAAUUGUCCCAUUGCUGAUUUCCUUAUGAAAGCUCCUGAACCUCCUCCGGCUUUAAUUGUAAGAAAUGCUGUACAGAUGCUUAAGACAAUCGAUGCCAUGGAUGCGUGGGAAGACCUGACCGAACUUGGGUACCACCUGGCCGACUUGCCAGUAGAGCCGCACCUUGGUAAAAUGGUCCUGUGUGCUGUCGUCUUGAAGUGUCUGGACCCCAUUCUCACGAUUGCCUGCACGCUAGCCUACCGGGACCCUUUUGUUCUGCCUGCCCAGGCCUCCCAGAAGCGUGCCGCGAUGCUGUGUCGGAGGCGCUUCACUGCAGGGACGUUCAGUGACCACAUGGCCCUCCUGAGGGCGUUCCAGGCAUGGCAGAAAGCACGAAGUGAUGGGUGGGAGCGAGCCUUUUGUGAAAAGAAUUUUCUUUCACAAGCUACCAUGGAAAUAAUCAUAGGCAUGAGAACGCAGUUACUUGGUCAGCUUAGAGCAUCAGGUUUUGUUAGAGCACGAGGUGGUGGUGAUAUUCGAGAUGUGAACACGAACUCUGAGAACUGGGCUGUCGUUAAAGCUGCGUUGGUGGCAGGCAUGUAUCCUAAUUUAGUCCAUGUGGACAGAGAGAAUGUAGUAUUGACAGGGCCAAAGGAGAAAAAAGUACGAUUUCAUCCCACUUCAGUUCUCAGUCAGCCUCAAUAUAAAAAGAUCCCUCCAGCUAAUGGUCAAGCUGCCGCAAUCCAGGCACUGCCCACAGAUUGGCUCAUUUAUGAUGAAAUGACCAGAGCCCACCGAAUAGCUAACAUUCGAUGUUGUUCAGCAGUGACACCCGUCACGGUGUUGGUGUUCUGUGGACCAGCUAGGCUGGCAAGUAAUGCCCUUCAGGAACCUUCGUCCUUUAGAGCGGAUGGCAUUCCGAAUGACAGUAGUGACAGUGAGAUGGAGGACAGAACUACUGCUAAUUUGGCAUCUUUGAAACUUGACGAAUGGCUCAGUUUCAAAUUAGAACCAGAGGCAGCCAGCUUAUUGCUGCAGCUCCGACAGAAGUGGCAUAACUUAUUUCUACGCCGAAUGAGAGCUCCCUCUAAACCUUGGUCUCAAGUGGAUGAAGCUACCAUAAGAGCAGUUAUAGCUGUCUUAAGCACUGAAGAACAGUCUGCAGGUUUACAGCAACCAUCCGGGAUUGGCCAAAGGCCACGGCCCAUGUCAUCCGAAGAACUUCCUUUGGCUUCAUCUUGGAGGUCAAAUAAUAGUAGGAAAAGUACAGCAGAUACUGAAUUUUCUGAGGAGUCUACCAGUGCUGAAAGAGUGUUGAUGAAAUCUCCGUCUUCAGCAUUACACCCACCUCAGAAGUACAAAGACAGAGGAAUUUUACAUCCCAAACGAGGCACCGAUGACCGAUCAGAUCAAUCUUCUGUGAAAUCUACAGAUAGCAAUAGUUACCCAAGUCCUUGUGCUAGUCCUUCUCCUCCGUCCUCAGGAAAGGGUUCCAAAUCUCCUUCACCAAGACCAAACAUGCCUGUUCGGUACUUCAUAAUGAAGAGUAGCAAUUUAAGAAACCUCGAAAUUUCUCAACAGAAAGGUAUCUGGUCUACAACCCCUAGUAAUGAGCGGAAGCUGAAUCGAGCCUUUUGGGAAAGCAGCAUGGUUUACUUAGUCUUUUCUGUUCAAGGAUCUGGACAUUUCCAGGGAUUUUCUAGGAUGUCUUCCGAGAUAGGAAGGGAGAAGAGCCAGGACUGGGGUUCGGCUGGCCUAGGAGGAGUGUUUAAGGUGGAGUGGAUCAGAAAAGAAAGCCUGCCCUUUCAGUUUGCACAUCAUUUACUCAAUCCUUGGAACGACAAUAAGAAAGUUCAGAUAAGCAGAGAUGGGCAGGAACUAGAACCUCAGGUUGGUGAACAGUUGCUCCAGUUAUGGGAACGCCUUCCUCUAGGAGAAAAAGCCACAGCUGAUUGACACUCAGAAUUUAGCUGUGGAAGAACAUCCUGCCUGUUUACAACCACCAACUGCACUGACUUCCAGAAACUGAACUGCGGGUUAUGGGUGGGCUUUUCUGGCUUAGAGGGUUGCUUCAGAGCCACUGUCUUCAUGUUUAAGAGAAAAGGCCUAUUUAAAUUUGUAUAGUGAUCGUAGAGAAUGAUUACAUAUUGUUUCUAAUGAAUAAAAUAGUGGUGGUUUUGCCAUUGGAGAGAACAGCUGUUCCUUUAAAUGUAAUUUGAAGUUAAACAUUUCAUGUCUUUUAAAAAGUGAAUUAUAACUCUUGUUGAAUCACUUUAUAAUGGAAAGUUUAAGAAAGGCUUGAAUAUGUCAGUACAUUUGAGCUCCAUUUAGGAGAGUCAGCUUCUAAGAUUUAUCAUUAAAAAACAAAACACAAACAGCAAACCCAAUUACAUGAACAUCCCUUUAAAAAACAGUGUGUGCUCUUUAAGGGCUAUUCAUUCUGCCAUUUUUAAUCUGAGACACAUUAAGAAAAAAAGGAGGGAUGUUGGUUUUUGUGAUUAUAAAAUGAAGUAAAAUCUGAAGACAGAGAGUCCCCCUCUGCCUUUGAUCAGUACAGAUUUCUUGCUUUGUUUUAUUCCCAGUCCUGCCUCUUACCAGAUUUGUCCCAUGCUCCUUCCCUCUGGCCCGCCUGGCCGCCCACCUGCGUGUCUGUGUGCACCGCACUCCUCCCCCCUUCCUCUGUGGAGCAGCCUUACACAUCUCUCACGUGAGCAUAGUAAUUAUGACCUCUUUGUUUUGGCUGUAGAAACUUGACCUAAACAAGUCAAAAGUUUAAACAAGUUCACACAAGGUUAAAAAUAGGCUCAGCAGUUAUUGGUAGCUUUGUUGCUGUAUGACCUCCAAACUAAAGCCCACAGGCACCACAGUCCAGAAUGCCUUCUCGAUUUUUUAGUACUUUUACCCUGACCUAUUUUUCAGAUACGAUUUUCCUUUUUUUCUAUUUCUCAGAUUUUUCCUUUUCCAUUUGUGGUUUAAAUGAGGGAUUGUUUUUGUAAACCCAUGUCAGCACCAAGUCUCAUAUUUCUUUGCAUUUCAAAAUUAUUUGGUUUGAUCUCUUUACCACCGUCCCUCACAACUUUCCUUGGAGACUGUUUGAAAGGAAAAUAUAGGUACAGAAAAAUCAAAGAAAUACCUUUAUUACUGAGCUCUAAAUUGAACAGGUGUGAUAGUAUUUCUUAGGAUUUAUUUGAGUCAUUAUAUUAAAAAGAAACCAAACAUAAAUCUAAUUUAAAGGCAAAAAGAAAACUCUAAGUCAUUUGGUUGUAUGUAUGAAAACAAGUGAAAAAUCAUGGGUCAACAUAAAAUCCUAAGAACCCGUCUACAGCCUCUGGGAAAGCAUUCUGUAUUGGUGCAUUAGUUUAGAACAUCAGCUGUGAUUUUUGCUUGUGUUUGUAGUUACCAGUUUUUGGUUUUGUAUUUUGAGACAUCCUUGUACAUUGAGCCUGUGUGAAUUAUGUCCC